Molecule: messenger RNA, 1230 nt
Organism: Cantharellus anzutake
Lineage: Eukaryota; Fungi; Basidiomycota; Agaricomycetes; Cantharellales; Hydnaceae
Exons: 7
Coding region: 1-1230 (409 amino acids)
Source: RefSeq, a predicted model, not a curated record
AUGGACGGGCAUGCUUUGGCUGUUAUGGAAGCGGUGGAGUCAUGGGACUGGCCUCUCACUUAUCGCAUUCAAGCGUCAGGAGAUCAAGGUAGCAAGUUCAAGUCGAUCAUACCAAAACUCUUGUCUGGUUUCAUCGCCGAAUCACAAGCAUUAGGCGGAACCUUAGUUGAUCAUUUCUGGGUCGUGCUUGGGCAAUGUCAUCCCCGGCUCGAGGAAAAUAUUACGAUCCUUCGGGACACAAAAUUUUCUUCCCCCCUUCAUUCUGAAACCAUGUUAUUCGAAGGGGUCAAUCGAGAAACGAACUCAGUAUUGGUUAUGAAUCCCAGUGGUCGUAAAUCUAGGAGCAGCACACCCCCCUCGGUUAACGAACUCAUCGCAAAGGAUACCGACGAACUCCUGCAGAUGGCUGCCUCAGAAGGCCUCGGAACUAGGAAACAAGCUGCUCUGGAAGCUCUGAUAUUCAAACGUGACGGCCAAUCUUGUCCAUUGACUGGCGUACCAUUCGACCCUGAGUAUGGUGUUGAUCCAAUUUUGGCCCAUGUAAUUCCUAACUCGGUCCAUAACAAGCCUGAGACUAUCAAGUGUAUUGCCAUGCUCGCUGGGACAGCCGUCUGUGACCUUGUUCUGGAACAGUUGAAUGGCCCAGGCAACCUUAUGCUUAUCCAAUCAGAUGCACACACUGCAUACGAUAACAUUCGCUGGGGGAUUGAGGCCCGCAACGAGAAUGGAAUGGUUAAAUACAUCUAUAGGAGAGUUCCCUAUUCGACUGCGAAGGGCCCCGGAUUCAUUCGCCUUUGCGAUGGGGAUCAGGUUGCCUUCGGAGGAGGCCCUGAGGCAGCACGACUCGGAUCAGGCCCCAAUCCGUCACUUUGUAACCUCCGACUUGCAGUGGCUCGCGUCUUGAGGAUGAGUGGCGCUGCGGACAUUAUCACAAAGAUGAUAGAUGACGGAAAUGACUCAGAUUUUCCUCACAUUUACAUUGCAUCGCCAGCGUUUUGUAGCAUUCUUACUGUUCGACUCCAACUUGCAGGGGGUGUUCUUCUGACAUUCAUUCACGAUCGCAACCUCGUGGAGCUUUGUCCUCGCCUUUCUCGAUACCCACUCGAUGAGUCGGUCUUCCCCAGAUCGUCCUCCGACCUCUUCACAGUUACCCCAUAUCCCAUAUCAGCUGUUAAAUAUGUUAUUUAUUUGUCUUGUCUCGGCGCAACUCCAGAUACUUCUUUUGUCUGA